This is a messenger RNA of Erinaceus europaeus (western European hedgehog), 15523 nucleotides long. RefSeq names its product ryanodine receptor 1 (gene RYR1). Bases 119 to 15379 code for a protein of 5086 amino acids. Gene Ontology annotation, cellular component: calcium channel complex; Z disc; sarcoplasmic reticulum membrane. Gene Ontology annotation, molecular function: ryanodine-sensitive calcium-release channel activity; protein binding. The transcript is spliced from 105 exons. Gene Ontology annotation, biological process: calcium ion transmembrane transport; intracellular calcium ion homeostasis. NCBI's taxonomy places the organism in Eukaryota, Metazoa, Chordata, Mammalia, Eulipotyphla, Erinaceidae. The record is from RefSeq and is a predicted model, not a curated record.
CUCUCGGGUGCCUCGGGCGUCCCCUGAGGUCGCUGACCCCAACCCUCCUCCCCCACCCCCAGCCUGCGCCCCUAUCCUAUACCCGGACCUCAGCCGCGGCUCCUCGGACCUCGACACCAUGGGUGACGGAGGAGAGGGUGAGGAUGAGGUUCAGUUCCUGCGGACGGACGACGAGGUAGUUCUGCAGUGCAGCGCCACGGUGCUUAAGGAGCACCUGAAGCUCUGUCUGGCCGCUGAGGGUUUCGGAAACCGCCUCUGCUUCCUGGAGCCCACCAGCAAUGCCCAGAAUGUGCCCCCUGACCUGGCCAUCUGCUGCUUCAUCCUGGAGCAGUCCCUGUCUGUGCGAGCCCUGCAGGAGAUGCUGGCCAACACGGUGGAGGCCGGCGUGGAGUCGUCCCAGGGCGGGGGACACAGGACGCUCCUGUAUGGCCAUGCCAUCCUGCUCAGACACGCGCACAGCCGCAUGUAUCUGAGCUGCCUCACCACCUCCCGCUCCAUGACUGACAAGCUGGCCUUCGACGUGGGACUGCAGGAGGAUGCGACAGGGGAAGCCUGCUGGUGGACUAUCCAUCCUGCCUCUAAGCAGAGGUCUGAAGGAGAGAAAGUCCGUGUCGGGGACGACCUCAUCCUCGUCAGUGUUUCCUCUGAACGCUACCUGCACCUGUCAACGGCGAGCGGGGAGCUCCAGGCUGACGCCUCCUUCAUGCAGACCCUGUGGAAUAUGAACCCCAUCUGCUCCUGCUGUGAAGAAGGCUACGUGACCGGGGGCCACGUCCUCCGUCUCUUUCAUGGACACAUGGAUGAGUGUCUCACCAUUUCCUCUUCUGACAGUGAAGACCAGCGCAGAAUUGUUUUCUAUGAGGGGGGAGCUGUGUGCACCCAUGCCCGCUCCCUCUGGAGACUGGAGCCGCUGAGAAUCAGCUGGAGCGGGAGCCACCUGCGCUGGGGACAGCCACUACGCAUCCGGCAUGUCACCACAGGGCGGUACCUGGCGCUCACUGAGGACCAGGGCCUGGUGGUGGUGGACGCCAGCAAGGCCCACACCAAGGCCACUUCCUUCUGCUUCCGCAUCUCCAAGGAGAAGCUGGAUGUGGGCCCCAAGCGGGAUAUAGAGGGCAUGGGGCCCCCUGAGAUCAAGUAUGGGGAGUCACUGUGCUUUGUGCAGCAUGUGGCCUCGGGCCUGUGGCUCACCUACGCAGCGCCGGACCCCAAGGCUUUGAGGCUUGGUGUGCUCAAAAAGAAGGCCAUCCUGCACCAGGAAGGCCACAUGGACGAUGCACUGUCGCUGACUCGCUGUCAGCAAGAGGAGUCCCAGGCUGCACGUAUGAUCUACAGCACCGCUGGCCUGUACAACCAGUUCAUCAAGGGCCUGGACAGCUUCAGCGGGAAGCCGCGGGGCUCGGGGCCACCGGUGGGCACGGCGCUGCCCAUCGAGGGCGUCAUCCUGAGCCUGCAGGACCUCAUCGGCUACUUCGAGCCACCUUCUGAGGAGCUGCAGCACGAGGAGAAGCAAACCAAGCUGCGCAGCCUGCGCAACCGCCAGAGCCUCUUCCAGGAGGAGGGGAUGCUCUCUCUGGUCCUGAAUUGCAUCGACCGCCUAAAUGUCUACACCACUGCUGCCCACUUUGCUGAAUUUGCGGGAGAGGAGGCUGCCGAAUCUUGGAAAGAGAUUGUGAACCUGCUCUAUGAACUCCUUGCCUCUCUGAUCCGUGGUAACCGGACCAACUGUGCCCUCUUCUCCACCAACUUGGACUGGCUGGUCAGCAAGCUGGAUCGGCUAGAAGCCUCAUCUGGCAUCCUGGAGGUGCUGUACUGUGUCCUGAUCGAGAGUCCUGAGGUCCUGAACAUCAUCCAAGAGAACCACAUCAAGUCCAUCAUCUCCCUCCUGGACAAGCAUGGGAGAAACCACAAGGUCCUAGAUGUGCUGUGUUCCCUGUGUGUGUGUAAUGGUGUGGCCGUGCGCUCCAAUCAAGAUCUUAUUACUGAGAACUUGCUCCCAGGUCGUGAACUUCUGCUGCAGACAAACCUCAUCAACUAUGUCACCAGCAUCCGCCCCAACAUCUUUGUGGGCCGAGCAGAGGGCUCCACGCAGUACAGCAAAUGGUACUUUGAGGUGAUGGUGGAUGAGGUGACUCCAUUCCUGACAGCACAGGCCACCCACCUUCGGGUGGGCUGGGCCCUCACUGAAGGCUACAGCCCCUACCCAGGGGGUGGUGAGGGCUGGGGUGGCAACGGUGUUGGCGACGACCUCUACUCCUACGGCUUUGAUGGGCUGCAUCUCUGGACAGGACACGUGGCACGACUGGUGACUUCUCCAGGGCAGCAUCUCCUGGCCCCUGAGGACGUGGUCAGCUGCUGCCUGGACCUCAGUGUGCCGUCCAUCUCCUUCCGCAUCAAUGGCUGCCCAGUGCAGGGUGUCUUCGAGUCCUUCAACCUUGACGGGCUUUUCUUCCCGGUUGUCAGCUUCUCUGCUGGUGUCAAGGUGCGCUUCCUCCUUGGUGGCCGCCACGGUGAGUUCAAGUUCCUGCCGCCGCCUGGCUAUGCCCCAUGUCACGAGGCCGUGCUUCCAAGAGAGCGGCUCCACCUGGAACCCAUCAAGGAGUAUCGGCGGGAGGGACCCCGUGGGCCCCACCUGGUAGGCCCCAGCCGCUGCCUGUCGCACAUGGACUUUGUGCCCUGCCCCGUGGACACUGUCCAGAUCGUGCUACCUCCUCACCUGGAGCGCAUUCGGGAGAAGUUGGCGGAGAACAUCCAUGAGCUCUGGGCCCUGACUCGAAUCGAGCAGGGCUGGACCUAUGGCCCGGUUCGGGAUGACAACAAGAGGCUGCACCCAUGUCUGGUGGACUUCCACAGCCUCCCGGAGCCUGAGAGGAAUUACAACCUGCAGAUGUCAGGAGAGACGCUCAAGACUCUGCUGGCACUGGGCUGCCACGUGGGCAUGGCAGAUGAGAAGGCAGAGGACAACCUGAAGAAGACAAAGCUCCCCAAGACGUAUAUGAUGAGCAACGGGUACAAGCCAGCACCGCUGGACCUGAGCCAUGUGCGCCUGACACCUGCACAGACCACGCUGGUGGACCGGCUGGCAGAGAACGGGCAUAACGUGUGGGCGCGAGACCGAGUGGCCCAGGGUUGGAGCUAUAGUGCCGUGCAGGACAUCGUUGCUCGCCGCAACCCCCGCCUUGUGCCCUACCGCCUGCUAGACGAGGCCACCAAGCGCAGCAACCGGGAUAGCCUCUGCCAGGCUGUACGCACACUGCUGGGCUACGGCUACAACAUCGAACCCCCGGACCAGGAGUCCAGUCAGGUGGACAGCCAGUCUCGCUGGGACCGGGUGCGCAUCUUCCGGGCAGAGAAAUCCUAUGCGGUGCAGAGUGGCCGCUGGUACUUUGAGUUUGAGGCAGUCACCACGGGUGAGAUGCGAGUGGGCUGGGCGAGACUUGAGCUGCGGCCUGAUGUAGAGCUGGGAGCUGAUGAGCUGGCCUAUGUCUUCAAUGGACACCGAGGCCAGCGCUGGCACCUGGGAAGUGAACCAUUUGGGCGCCCCUGGCAGCCUGGUGAUGUUGUGGGCUGCAUGAUUGACCUCACAGAAAACAACAUUAUCUUCACCCUCAACGGAGAGAUUCUGAUGUCCGAUUCAGGCUCUGAAACAGCCUUCCGGGAUAUUGAGAUUGGGGAUGGUUUUCUGCCCGUAUGCAGCUUGGGACCCGGCCAGGUGGGUCACCUGAACCUGGGUCAGGAUGUGAGCUCCCUGCGCUUCUUUGCCAUCUGUGGCCUCCAGGAGGGCUUUGAGCCAUUCGCCAUCAAUAUGCAGCGGCCAGUCACCACCUGGUUCAGCAAAAGCCUUCCCCAGUUUGAGGCUGUGCCACUGGAGCACCCCCACUAUGAGGUGGCCCGUGUGGACGGCACAGUGGACACACCCCCCUGCCUGCGCCUGACCCACCGCACCUGGGGCUCCCAGAACAGUCUGGUAGAGAUGCUCUUUCUCCGGCUGAGCCUCCCCGUCCAGUUCCACCAACACUUCCGCUGCACUGCUGGGGCCACCCCCUUGGCCCCCUCUGGCCUGCAGCCCCCUUCUGAGGACGAGGCCCGGGCAGCAGAGCCGGAUUCUGACUAUGAAAACCUACGCCGCUCAGCUGGGGGCUGGGGUGAGGUUGAGGGGGGCAAAGAUGGAACCAUCAAGGAGGGGACCCCUGGGAGUACCACCCAGGCUGGAGGGGAAGCCCAGCCCACCAGGGUGGAGAAUGAGAAAGAUGCAACCACAGAGAAGAGCAAGAAGAGAGGGUUCUUAUUCAAGGCCAAGAAAGUCGCCAUGAUGACCCAGCCACCGGCCACCCCCACUCUGCCCCGGCUCCCUCGAGAGGUGGUUCCCAUGGACAACCGUGAUGACCCUGAGAUCAUCCUGAACACCACUACGUACUAUUACUCUGUGAGGAUCUUCGCCGGCCAGGAGCCCAGCUGCGUGUGGGCGGGCUGGGUCACCCCCGACUACCACCAGCACGACAUGAACUUUGACCUCAGCAAGGUCCGGGCCGUGACAGUGACCAUGGGGGAUGAACAAGGCAACGUCCACAGCAGCCUCAAGUGCAGCAACUGCUACAUGGUGUGGGGUGGGGAUUUCGUGAGCCCUGGGCAGCAGGGCCGGAUCAGCCACACCGACUUUGUCAUCGGCUGCCUGGUGGACUUGGCCACUGGCCUAAUGAACUUCACGGUCAAUGGCAAAGAGAGUAACACCUUCUACCAGGUGGAACCCAACACGAAGUUGUUUCCUGCUGUCUUUGUCCUGCCCACCAACCAGAAUGUCAUCCAGUUUGAGCUGGGGAAGCAGAAGAACAUCAUGCCGCUGUCGGCCGCCAUGUUCCUGAGUGAGCGCAAGAACUCAGCCCCGCAGUGCCCGCCGCGGCUGGAGAUGCAGAUGCUGAUGCCCGUCUCAUGGAGCCGCAUGCCCAACCACUUCCUGCAGGUGGACACGCACCGCGCUGGCGAGCGGCUGGGCUGGGCAGUACAGUGUCAGGAUCCGCUGACUAUGAUGGCGCUGCACAUCCCAGAGGAGAACCGGUGCAUGGAUAUCCUGGAGCUGUCAGAGCGCCUGGACCUGCAGCGCUUCCACUCACAUACCCUGUGCCUGUACCGUGCCGUGUGCGCGCUGGGCAACAACCGCGUGGCGCACGCCCUGUGCAGCCACGUGGACCAGGCCCAGCUGCUGCACGCGUUGGAGGACGCGCACCUGCCGGGCCCGCUGCGUGCCGGCUUCUACGACCUGCUUAUCAGCAUCCACUUAGAGAGCGCCUGCCGCAGCCGCCGGUCCAUGCUCUCGGAGUACAUCGUGCCGCUCACGCCCGAGACCUGCACCAUCACGCUCUUCCCACCCAGCAAGGGAGGGGAGGAGGACGACGGGCCCCGGCGCCACGGCCUGCCUGGCGUGGGCGUGACCACCUCUCUGCGGCCCCCGCACCACUUCUCACCGCCCUGCUUCGUGGCUGCCCUGCCCGCGGCCGGCGUGGCUGAGGCCCCUGCGCGCCUCAGCCCCAGCAUACCCCUGGAAGCCCUGCGGGACAAAGCCUUGCGGAUGCUGGGGGAGGCGGUGCGGGACGGUGGGCAGCAGGCUAGAGACCCCGUCGGGGGCUCCGUGGAGUUCCAGUUUGUGCCGGUGCUCAAGCUUGUGUCCACCCUGCUGGUGAUGGGCGUCUUUGGUGAUGAGGAUGUAAAACAAAUACUGAAGAUGAUUGAGCCUGAAGUCUUCAAGGAGCAAGAAGAGGAAGAGGAGGAAGGAGAGGAGGAAGAAGAGGAUGAGGAGGAGAAAGAGGAGGAUGAGGAAGAAGAAGCACAGGAGAAGGAAGAUGAGGAGAAGGAAGAAGAGGAGGAGGAAGAGGAGACAGCAGAAGGGGAGAAAGAAGAAGGCUUGGAGGAAGGGCUGCUCCAGAUGAAGUUGCCGGAGUCCGUGAAGUUGCAGAUGUGUCACCUGCUGGAGUAUUUCUGUGACCAAGAGUUGCAGCACCGAGUGGAGUCCCUGGCUGCCUUUGCUGAGCGCUAUGUGGACAAGCUCCAGGGCAACCAGCGGGGCCGCUACGGCCUCCUCAUGAAAGCCUUCACCAUGUCAGCCGCUGAGACUGCCCGCCGCACUCGCGAGUUUCGCUCCCCACCCCAGGAGCAGAUCAACAUGCUAUUGCAUUUCAAAGAUGGCACCAAUGAUGAAGAUUGUCCCCUCCCUGAAGAUCUUCGAGAGGAAUUGGCUAAAUUUCAUCAGGACCUGCUGGCACACUGUGGCAUCCAGCUGGAGGGAGAGGAGGAAGAGCCGGAGGAAGAGGCCACUCUGGGCAGCCGCCUGAAGAGCCUAUUGGAGAAAGUGCGGCUGCUGAAGAAGAAAGAGGAGAAACCCGAGGAGGAGCCACCUGCCGAGGAGAGCCAACCCAAGUCUCUGCAGGAGCUGGUGUCCCACACAGUGGUGCGCUGGGCCCAUGAGGACUUCGUGCAGAGUCCCGAGCUGGUCCGGGCCAUGUUUAGCCUCCUGCACCGUCAGUACGAUGGGCUCGGGGAGCUGCUUCGUGCCUUGCCCAGGGCCUACACCAUCUCCCCAUCCUCCAUGGAGGACACCAUGAGCCUGCUUGAGUGCCUCGGCCAGAUCCGCUCUCUGCUCAUCGUGCAGAUGGGCCCCCAGGAGGAGAACCUCAUGAUCCAGAGUAUCGGAAACAUCAUGAACAACAAAGUCUUCUACCAACACCCGAACCUGAUGCGGGCGCUCGGCAUGCAUGAGACAGUCAUGGAGGUCAUGGUGAAUGUCCUUGGGGGUGGUGAGUCUAAGGAGAUCCGCUUUCCCAAGAUGGUGACAAGCUGCUGCCGUUUCCUCUGCUACUUCUGCCGCAUCAGCCGGCAGAACCAGCGCUCUAUGUUCGACCACCUGAGCUACCUGCUGGAGAACAGUGGCAUCGGCCUGGGCAUGCAGGGCUCCACACCCCUGGAUGUGGCGGCAGCCUCUGUCAUCGACAACAAUGAGCUGGCCUUGGCUUUGCAGGAGCAGGACCUGGAGAAGGUGGUAUCCUACCUGGCGGGCUGUGGCCUCCAAAGCUGCCCCAUGCUCCUGGCCAAAGGGUACCCCGACAUAGGCUGGAACCCCUGUGGUGGGGAGCACUAUCUGGACUUCCUUCGCUUCGCUGUCUUCGUCAAUGGCGAGAGCGUGGAGGAGAACGCCAACGUGGUGGUGCGACUGCUCAUCCGCAAGCCCGAGUGUUUCGGGCCGGCGCUGCGCGGGGAGGGCGGCUCGGGGCUGUUGGCCGCUAUCGAGGAGGCCAUCCGCAUCUCUGAGGACCCGGCCCGAGACGGCCCCGGCGUGCGCAGGGACCGGCGGCGCGAGCACUUCGGGGAGGAGCCCCCGGAGGAAAACCGGGUGCACCUGGGACACGCCAUCAUGUCAUUCUAUGCCGCCCUCAUCGACCUGCUGGGCCGCUGUGCACCUGAGAUGCAUCUGAUUCAAGCUGGCAAAGGCGAAGCCCUCCGCAUCCGGGCCAUCCUGCGCUCCCUCGUGCCGCUGGACGACCUCGUGGGCAUUAUCAGCCUCCCGCUGCAGAUCCCCACCCUGGGCAAAGAUGGGGCUCUGGUCCAGCCAAAGAUGUCCGCAUCCUUUGUGCCGGACCACAAGGCAUCCAUGGUACUCUUCCUGGACCGGGUGUACGGCAUUGAGAACCAGGACUUCUUGCUGCACGUGCUGGACGUGGGGUUCCUGCCUGACAUGCGUGCGGCUGCCUCCCUGGACACAGCCACUUUCAGCACCACGGAGAUGGCGCUGGCUCUGAACCGCUACCUGUGCCUGGCAGUGCUGCCGCUCAUCACCAAGUGCGCGCCACUGUUUGCGGGCACGGAGCACCGCGCCAUCAUGGUGGACUCCAUGCUGCACACCGUGUACCGCCUGUCCCGAGGCCGCUCUCUCACCAAAGCGCAGCGCGAUGUCAUCGAGGACUGUCUUAUGGCGCUCUGCAGGUACAUCCGCCCGUCCAUGCUGCAGCACCUGCUGCGGCGCCUGGUGUUCGACGUGCCCAUCCUCAACGAGUUCGCUAAAAUGCCGCUCAAGCUCCUCACCAACCACUACGAGCGCUGCUGGAAGUACUACUGCCUGCCCACGGGCUGGGCCAACUUCGGUGUCACCUCAGAGGAGGAGCUGCACCUCUCCCGUAAACUUUUCUGGGGUAUCUUCGACUCACUGGCUCAUAAGAAAUAUGAUCCAGAGCUGUACCGCAUGGCCAUGCCCUGUCUCUGUGCCAUCGCAGGGGCCCUGCCCCCCGACUAUGUGGAUGCCUCGUACUCAUCCAAAGCGGAGAAAAAGGCCACGGUGGAUGCAGAAGGCAACUUUGACCCUCGGCCAGUGGAGACCCUCAACGUGAUCAUCCCAGAGAAGCUGGACACCUUCAUUAACAAGUUCUCAGAAUACACCCAUGAGAAGUGGGCCUUUGACAAGAUCCAGAGCAACUGGUCCUACGGGGAGAACAUAGAUGAGGAGCUGAAGACCCACCCCAUGCUGAGGCCCUACAAGACCUUUUCCGAGAAGGACAAAGAAAUCUACCGCUGGCCCAUCAAGGAGUCCUUGAAGGCCAUGAUUGCCUGGGAAUGGACCAUCGAGAAGGCCAGGGAGGGUGAGGAGGAGAAGACAGAGAAGAAGAAAACGCGGAAGAUCUCCCAAAAUGCCCAGACCUAUGACCCCCGAGAAGGCUACAACCCCCAGCCCCCUGACCUCAGCGGAGUUACCCUGUCUCGGGAGUUGCAGGCCAUGGCAGAGCAACUGGCAGAAAAUUACCACAACACAUGGGGGCGGAAGAAGAAGCAGGAGCUGGAGGCCAAGGGUGGAGGGACCCACCCCCUGCUGGUCCCCUACGACACACUCACGGCCAAGGAGAAGUCACGAGAUCGAGAGAAGGCCCAGGAGCUGCUCAAGUUCCUACAGAUGAACGGCUAUGCCGUCACGAGGGGCCUGAAGGACAUGGAGCUGGACACGUCUUCCAUUGAAAAACGCUUCGCCUUUGGCUUCCUGCAGCAGCUGCUGCGCUGGAUGGACAUUUCCCAGGAGUUUAUUGCCCAUCUGGAGGCUGUAGUCAGCAGUGGGCGAGUGGAAAAGUCCCCCCAUGAACAGGAGAUCAAAUUCUUUGCCAAGAUCCUGCUCCCAUUGAUCAGCCAGUACUUCACCAACCACUGCCUCUACUUCCUAUCCACCCCGGCCAAAGUGUUGGGCAGUGGCGGCCACGCCUCCAACAAGGAGAAGGAAAUGAUCACCAGCCUCUUCUGCAAACUUGCCGCUCUUGUCCGCCACCGAGUUUCCCUCUAUGGAACCGAUGCCCCAGCUGUAGUCAACUGUCUUCACAUCCUGGCACGCUCCCUGGAUGCCAGGACGGUAAUGAAGUCAGGUCCCGAGAUCGUGAAGGCUGGGCUCCGCUCCUUCUUUGAGAGCGCCUCCGAGGACAUCGAGAAGAUGGUGGAGAACCUGCGACUGGGCAAGGUGUCGCAGGCACGCACGCAGGUGAAGGGCGUGGGCCAGAACAUCACCUACACCACUGUGGCCCUGCUGCCCGUGCUCACCACGCUGUUCCAGCACAUCGCCCAGCACCAGUUCGGGGACGACGUCAUCCUGGAUGACGUGCAGGUCUCUUGCUACCGAACGCUGUGCAGUAUCUACUCUCUGGGAACCACAAAGAACCCUUAUGUGGAGAAGCUGCGGCCAGCCCUCGGUGAAUGCCUGGCCUGCCUGGCAGCGGCCAUGCCAGUGGCAUUCCUGGAGCCUGAGCUGAAUGAGUACAAUGCCUGCUCAGUGUACACCACCAAGUCCCCCCGGGAGCGGGCCAUCCUGGGGCUCCCCAGCAGUGUAGAGGAGAUGUGUCCUGACAUCCCCGUGCUGGAGCGGCUCAUGGCGGACAUCGGGGGCCUGGCCGAGUCGGGUGCCCGCUACAUGGAGAUGCCACACGUCAUUGAGAUCACGCUGCCCAUGCUGUGCAGCUACUUGCCCCGCUGGUGGGAGCGUGGACCCGAGAUGCCUCCGCCUGGGGCUCCCCCGCCCUGCACAGCCGUCACCUCCAGCCACCUCAACUCCCUGCUGGGGAACAUCCUGCGCAUCAUCGUCAACAACCUGGGCAUCGACGAGGCCUCGUGGAUGAAGCGGCUGGCUGUCUUCGCCCAGCCCAUCGUGAGCCGCGCCCGGCCCGAGCUCCUGCACACACACUUCAUCCCCACCAUCGGGCGGCUCCGCAAGCGGGCGGGGAAGGUGGUGGCCGAGGAGGAGCAGCUGCGCCUGGAAGCCAAGGCAGAGGCUGAGGAGGGCGAGCUCCUGGUGCGGGACGAGUUCUCUGUGCUCUGCCGGGACCUGUACGCCCUCUACCCCCUGCUCAUCCGCUACGUGGACAACAACAGGGCACAUUGGCUGACGGAGCCCAACUCCAAUGCAGAGGAGCUUUUCAGGAUGGUGGGUGAGAUCUUCAUCUACUGGUCCAAGUCCCACAACUUCAAGCGAGAGGAGCAGAACUUUGUGGUCCAGAAUGAGAUAAACAACAUGUCCUUUCUGACUGCUGACAACAAGAGCAAGAUGGCCAAGGCGGGAGAUGUGCAGUCGGGUGGCUCUGACCAGGAACGAACCAAGAAGAAGCGCCGGGGGGACCGGUACUCCGUGCAGACCUCACUGAUUGUGGCCACACUCAAGAAGAUGCUGCCCAUUGGCCUGAACAUGUGUGCACCCACUGACCAGGACCUCAUCACUAUGGCCAAGAUCCGCUACGCCCUGAAAGACACAGACGAGGAGGUCCGGGAAUUUCUGCAAAACAACCUCCACUGCCAGGGAAAGGUCGAAGGCUCUCCGUCUUUGCGCUGGCAGAUGGCCCUGUACCGGGGUCUCCCCGGCCGCGAGGAUGAUGCUGACAACCCAGAGAAAAUAGUGCGCAGAGUCCAAGAAGUGUCUGCAGUGCUUUAUCACCUGGAGCAGACUGAGCACCCCUACAAGUCCAAGAAGGCCGUGUGGCACAAGCUCCUGUCUAAGCAGCGCCGGAGGGCAGUGGUAGCCUGUUUCCGCAUGACCCCCCUGUACAACCUGCCCACGCACCGGGCAUGCAACAUGUUCCUUGAGAGCUACAAGGCCUUGUGGAUCCUGACUGAAGACCACAGCUUUGAGAACCGCAUGAUUGAUGACCUUUCAAAAGCUGGGAAGAAGAAGGAGGAGGAGGAAGAGGUGGAGGAGAAGAAGCCAGACCCCCUGCACCAGCUGGUCCUGCACUUCAGCCGCACUGCACUGACUGAAAAGAGCAAACUGGUUGAGGAUUACCUGUACAUGGCUUAUGCCGAUAUCAUGGCAAAGAGCUGCCAUCUGGAGGAGGGCGGGGAGAAUGGGGAAGGUGAAGAAGAGGAGGCUGAGGUUUCCUUUGAGGAGAAGGAGAUGGAGAAGCAGAGACUUCUGUACCAGCAGGCACGGCUGCACAACCGGGGGGCUGCAGAGAUGGUGCUCCAGAUGAUCAGUGCCUGCAAAGGAGAGACAGGUGCCAUGGUGUCCUCUACCCUGAAGCUGGGCAUCUCCAUCCUAAACGGAGGCAAUGCCGAUGUGCAGCAGAAAAUGCUGGAUUAUCUGAAGGACAAGAAGGAAGUGGGCUUCUUCCAGAGCAUCCAGGCGCUGAUGCAGACAUGCAGACUCUCAUUUCCUACUUUCUUUUCUGUUUAUUUCUGUCUCCUUAUGCCUCUCUCUCUCUCCCUCUCUCCUUCUCUCUCUUUCCGUGUGUGUUGUCUCUCUCUCUGUCUCUGUCCUUGUCUAUGUCACUGUGUUUUCCUGUGUGUCUCCCUGUCUCCUUUUGUCUCUCUUUUUCCCUCUCCUCACCUGCUUCCUCCUCCCAUCCUGUUGGCUGCCUCAGUCAUCAACCGCCAGAACGGGGAGAAGGUCAUGGCGGAUGAUGAGUUCACCCAAGACUUAUUCCGAUUCCUGCAGCUGCUCUGUGAAGGGCACAACAAUGACUUCCAGAACUACCUAAGGACACAAACAGGGAACACGAACACUAUCAAUAUCAUCAUCUGCACGGUGGACUACCUCCUGCGGCUGCAGGAGUCCAUCAGCGACUUUUACUGGUACUACUCUGGCAAGGACGUCAUUGAAGAGCAGGGAAAGAGGAACUUCUCCAAGGCCAUGUCUGUGGCCAAGCAGGUGUUCAACAGCCUCACCGAGUACAUCCAGGGCCCUUGCACCGGGAACCAGCAGAGUCUAGCCCACAGCCGCCUCUGGGACGCCGUGGUGGGAUUCCUGCACGUGUUCGCCCAUAUGAUGAUGAAGCUCGCUCAGGACUCGAGCCAGAUUGAGCUGUUGAAGGAGCUGUUGGAUCUACAGAAGGACAUGGUGGUGAUGCUGUUGUCACUAUUAGAAGGGAACGUGGUGAAUGGCAUGAUUGCCCGGCAGAUGGUGGACAUGCUUGUGGAGUCCUCGUCCAAUGUGGAGAUGAUUCUCAAGUUCUUUGACAUGUUCCUGAAGCUCAAGGACAUCGUGGGCUCCGAGGCCUUCCAGGACUACGUCACUGAUCCCCGUGGCCUCAUCUCCAAGAAGGACUUCCAGAAGGCCAUGGACAGCCAGAAGCAGUUUAGCGGCCCUGAAAUCCAGUUCCUGCUCUCCUGCUCGGAGGCAGAUGAGAACGAGAUGAUUAACUGCGAGGAGUUCGCCAACCGUUUCCAGGAGCCGGCCCGCGAGAUCGGCUUCAAUGUGGCGGUGCUGCUGACCAACCUGUCAGAGCACGUGCCGCACGACCCCCGCCUGCGCACCUUCCUGGAGCUGGCCGAGAGCAUCCUCGAGUACUUCCGGCCCUACCUGGGCCGCAUCGAGAUCAUGGGCUCCUCGCGCCGCAUCGAGCGCAUCUACUUCGAGAUCUCGGAGACCAACCGCGCCCAGUGGGAGAUGCCCCAGGUGAAGGAGUCCAAGCGGCAGUUCAUCUUCGACGUGGUGAACGAGGGCGGCGAGUCGGAGAAGAUGGAGCUGUUCGUCAGCUUCUGCGAGGACACCAUCUUCGAGAUGCAGAUCGCCGCGCAGAUCUCGGAGCCCGAGGGCGAGCCGGAGGAGGACGACGACGAGGGCGGCGAGGCGGGCGCGGAGGGCGCGGACGAGGGCGCCGAGGAGGGCGCGGCGGGCGCGGCGGCGGCGGGGGGCGUGUCGGCGCGCCUGCGCACUGCGGCGGGCUGGGCGCUGCGCGGGCUCAGCUACCGCGCGCUGAGGCGGCGCGUGCGGCGGCUGAGGAAACUCACGGCGCGGGAGGCGGCGGCGGCGCUGGCCGCGCUGCUCUGGGCGGCGCUGGCGGCGGCGGGCGCGGCGGGCGCGGGGGCGGUGGCGGGCGCGCUGCGCCUGCUCUGGGGCUCGCUGUUCGGCGGCGGGCUGGUGGAGGGCGCCAAGAAGGUGACGGUGACCGAGCUGCUGGCGGGCAUGCCCGACCCCACGGGCGACGAGGUGCACGGCGAGCAGCCGGCGGGGCCGGGCGGCGACGCGGACGGCGAGGGCGCGGCCGAGGGCGCGGGGGGCUCUGCCCAGGACCCCGGCGACGAGGAGGCGGCAGCGCACGAAGCGGGACCCGGGGGCGCCGACCGGGCCGUGGCCGUGGUGGACGGGGCCCCCUUCCGGCCUGAAGGGCCCGGCGGCCUCGGGGACAUGGGGGACACCACGCCAGUGGAGCCCCCCACGCCCGAGGGGUCCCCCAUCAUCAAGAGGAAGCUGGGGGUGGAUGGAGAACAAGAGGAGCUGCCUCCCGAGCCUGAGCCCGAACCUGAGCCAGAGCCAGAGCCCGAGAAAACUGAUGCUGAAAAUGGGGAGAAAGAAGCCCCUGAGCCCCCUCCAGAGCCCCCCAAGAAGACAGCAGCUCCUUCCCCGCCUCCAAAGAAAGAAGGCGGCAGUGCAGGCCUGGAGUUCUGGAACGAGCUGGAAGUGCAGAGGGUGAAGUUCUUGAACUAUCUGUCCCGGAAUUUUUACACCCUGCGGUUCCUGGCCCUCUUCUUGGCUUUCGCCAUCAACUUCAUCUUGCUGUUCUAUAAGGUCUCAGACUCUCCACCAGGGGAGGAUGACACGGAGGGCUCAGCUGCUGGGGACCUGUCGGGUGCAGGGUCAGGCAGUGGUUCUGGCUGGGGCUCAGGGGCCGGAGAGGAGGCAGAGGGUGACGAGGAUGAGAACAUGGUGUACUACUUCCUGGAGGAGAGCACGGGCUACAUGGAGCCUGCCCUGCGCUGCCUGAGCCUGCUGCAUACCCUGGUGGCCUUUCUCUGCAUCAUUGGCUACAACUGCCUCAAGGUUCCUCUGGUGAUCUUUAAGCGGGAGAAGGAGCUGGCCCGGAAGCUGGAAUUUGAUGGCCUCUAUAUCACGGAGCAACCGGAGGAUGAUGAUGUGAAGGGCCAGUGGGACCGGCUGGUGCUCAACACGCCGUCUUUCCCCAGCAACUACUGGGACAAGUUUGUCAAGCGGAAGGUCCUGGACAAACAUGGUGACAUCUUUGGACGGGAGCGCAUUGCUGAGCUGCUGGGCAUGGACCUGUCCUCACUGGAGAUUACCGCACACAAUGAGCGCAAGCCCGCGCCCCCACCGGGACUGCUGACCUGGCUCAUGUCCAUCGACAUCAAGUACCAGAUAUGGAAGUUUGGGGUCAUCUUCACAGACAACUCUUUCCUGUACCUGAGCUGGUACAUGGUGAUGUCCCUCCUGGGCCACUACAACAACUUCUUCUUUGCUGCCCACCUUCUGGACAUCGCCAUGGGGGUCAAGACGCUGCGCACCAUCCUUUCCUCUGUCACCCACAAUGGGAAACAGUUGCUGAUGACUGUGGGCCUCCUGGCCGUGGUAGUCUACCUGUACACCGUGGUGGCCUUCAACUUCUUCCGCAAGUUCUACAACAAGAGCGAGGAUGAGGACGAGCCUGACAUGAAGUGCGACGACAUGAUGACGUGUUACCUCUUUCACAUGUACGUGGGUGUCAGAGCUGGUGGGGGCAUCGGGGAUGAGAUUGAGGACCCAGCAGGCGAUGAAUACGAGCUGUACCGGGUUGUUUUUGACAUCACCUUCUUCUUCUUUGUCAUUGUCAUCCUGCUGGCCAUCAUCCAGGGUCUGAUCAUCGAUGCUUUUGGAGAGCUCCGAGACCAGCAAGAGCAAGUGAAAGAAGACAUGGAGACCAAGUGCUUCAUCUGCGGCAUCGGCAGCGAUUAUUUCGACACGACUCCGCAUGGGUUCGAUACCCAUACUCUGGAGGAGCACAACCUGGCCAAUUACAUGUUUUUCCUGAUGUAUCUGAUCAACAAGGACGAGACAGAACACACCGGCCAGGAGUCUUAUGUCUGGAAGAUGUACCAGGAGAGAUGUUGGGAUUUCUUCCCAGCUGGAGAUUGUUUCCGCAAGCAAUAUGAGGACCAGCUGAGCUGAGGGGACCUCACCCCCAAGCUGGCCUUCCACCCCCACCUCAAGUGCCUUAUUCUCACAGCAAGUCCCUUGGCCCCCAAAUCCCUCCCUGGCAGGUAGCUGGGGGAGAGGUGACCCCAUACUGGAGAAAUAAAAGUCUGCACACUA